GCGAAAAAACGCUCAAAAGGACUGCUGCCCGAGUGAUCGCUCAUAUGAACUGUUUUGCCAAACGUCAAUAGAAAUAUAAUCGUGUACCUCUAAAAUGUGUGCGUCGUAGCAUUUUAAAGUAACGCGAGAGUUUACUGAAAACAGAAUGACAAACAGAAAAAAGCAGAAGGGUUCGGACACGGCGGUCCAAGGGACCAAUGACAGCAGCGUGGUGAGUAAAGCUUCUGCUGCGGCUCAGGGCUACUUCCACGAUUGCUUCCUGAAGCACUUCGUGUACAAAGUGGCGAGGAGAGCGCCACUCAUCAAUAGGGGCUACUAUGUGCGGUGGAGAGCUGUGGAGCACUGUUUGCAGACCUUCCUGCAAGUCACACAACAUUGUGCCAAGAGACAGAUUUUGUCUCUAGGCGCUGGGUUCGACUCGCUGUAUUUCCGUCUGUGCGCAGACGAGGCGCUCAACCGGACCAUUGUGUUUGAAGUGGAUUUUCCAGACGUGACUCGGCGUAAAGCAGCACUGAUCCGGUCCAAUGUGUCGCUCUCAAGAAUGUUGGACUCUCAGCAUGUAUUUCCUCCUACAGGACCCGUGUACGUGUCUAGCAGUCAGUACUUCCUGCUAGGGGUGGAUGUGCGACAUGAUUCCAUUGUAGAGGAAGCUUUGGGAAUUGCAGGACUCGACCCGACGGCUCCAACUCUGAUUCUUUCCGAAGUGGUCCUCACCUACAUGAAAACACAACAGUCAGAUGACAUCAUUUCUUGGGCAGCAAGACUUUUGCCCCAGUCCCUCUUUGUGAUGUACGAGCAGAUCCAUCCCCAAGAUCCAUUUGGGCGCAUCAUGCAGCAGCACUUCCUGAAGUUGAAUUCCACUCUACACGCGCUCCGACAAUAUCCCGACGCUGACGCACAAAGGCAGAGAUUUCUUGCCAAGGGAUGGGAAAAGUGUGUGUGCUUGGAUAUGAAUGAGUUCUUCCUCAGGUUAAUUCCUGAUGAUGAGAGACAUCGAGUGGAACGUUUGGAGCCUUUUGAUGAGUAUGAGGAGUGGCACCAAAAAUGCUCGCACUAUUUCAUCCUCACAGCAUCUCGAGGGUCUCUCACAGCGCAAUGUCUGCUCGCCCAUCCUGCAGGGCCAGUUCCAAAUUCAUCUCAGAAACCUGCAGGCCUUGCUGUGAACAUCGAGCCAGUUUGCGUGGAGGGUCUCGGGAUGGCUUCCACAUUGCUGGACGGAGGCCAAAUCCUGCUCACCGGAGGCUUUUGCAGGACUGGCCGAGGGUCUUCGAGCCGAUUCCUGCUCAAAGGCCAUGAGGGAUGGAGAUCCAUCCAUGUACAUCCCUCAGCCAGUUUUAUUCUUCGUCUUUACCACACUGUUACUUCCAUUCCUGGGGGAAUGGCUGUGAUAUAUGGAGGACGAUCCUCUCCCGUCAACCCGAUCACAGGCCUUCUCAAAGUCACCCUCCAUAAUGAAGGUUCCCCUGGUCCUGAGGAUGUAGUUGAACUUCAUGAGGAGCAGAUGAUUUGUACUGGUGCCCAUCCACCACUUCGAUGGAGACACUCUGCUACUCUCGUCACGCAUCAAGGAAAAGACUUAUUGUUUGUCUUUGGUGGAAAAAACGAGUCUGAAGCAGUUUUAGGUGAUGGCUACUUCCUGGACCUGGAUCAACUACACUGGACUGAGGUGGCAGUAGAGGGCGCUGCACCAGAGGCCCGCCAUUCCCAUUCAGCAUGUUCCUACCAGGGAGGGCUGGUGCUCUUCGGAGGGCACGGAAGAAGGGGCGAGCCACUUGGGGACAUCAUGGCAAUGAAGUCAAAUGAGGAGGGCUUCUGCUGGGAGAGUAUAGAGGUGCAACCCCCUCCUUGUCCCAGAUAUUCGCACAGUGCCCACAUUUUUGGCGAUCACCUGAUUGUGGUGGGGGGAGUUUGGCUCCAUUCAGCCGGCGUGCCGGGAGUCGCCGUCAUCAACCUAUCCACGCGCUGCAGCAUCGAGUUCAGCCUGGUCACGAACUCAGUGCCUUGGCCUUUGAUGUUGCACUCAUUCUGCUCUGAGUUGGUGAUCCAAGAGGAAGCACAGCUGAUCCUGAUUGGUGGAGGAGGAAACUGUUUCUCUUUUGGGACACAUUUCAACCCUCAACUUGUCACUGUGGACCUGGAACCAGCACUGAAAAGAAUUUAACUAACUUUAAGGUCCUUCAGUUCAGUCCUUCAUUUGCCUUAAUAUCAUUCUAAAGAUCACAGUUAAAUGUUUUGCUAAAAUACACGGACAAACUUA
Messenger RNA from Syngnathoides biaculeatus (alligator pipefish), 2257 nucleotides. RefSeq names its product leucine carboxyl methyltransferase 2 (gene lcmt2). Gene Ontology annotation, molecular function: protein binding; tRNA methyltransferase activity. The transcript has 14 exons. Bases 146 to 2161 code for a protein of 671 amino acids. The record is from RefSeq and is a predicted model, not a curated record. Gene Ontology annotation, biological process: tRNA methylation; wybutosine biosynthetic process. Lineage: Eukaryota; Metazoa; Chordata; Actinopteri; Syngnathiformes; Syngnathidae.